Candida dubliniensis CD36 is the source of this 3699-nucleotide messenger RNA. It is a transcript of the gene SMC3, whose product is annotated as cohesin subunit. Lineage: Eukaryota; Fungi; Ascomycota; Pichiomycetes; Serinales; Debaryomycetaceae. The record is from RefSeq and is a predicted model, not a curated record. Gene Ontology annotation, molecular function: protein binding; ATP hydrolysis activity; cohesin loader activity. The coding region runs from base 1 to 3699 and encodes 1232 amino acids. Gene Ontology annotation, cellular component: chromosome. Gene Ontology annotation, biological process: mitotic sister chromatid cohesion. The transcript has a single exon.
AUGUAUAUCAAGAAGAUCAUUAUUCAAGGAUUCAAGACCUAUAAAAACACUACUACAAUUGAUUUACUUUCUCCUCAUUGUAAUGUUGUUGUUGGUCGUAAUGGAUCAGGGAAAUCAAAUUUCUUUGCUGCCAUUAGAUUUGUAUUGAGUGAUGCAUAUACUCAUAUGUCAAGAGAAGAAAGACAAGGGUUGAUUCAUGAAGGAUCUGGUACAGUUAUGUCAGCCUAUGUUGAAAUUAUCUUUGAUAAUGCCGAUGGUCGUUUCCCAAUAAAUAAACCAGAAAUUAGUAUUAGACGUACAAUUGGAUUGAAAAAAGAUGAUUAUUCUUUAGAUGGGAAAUCUGCUACUCGAUCAGAUAUUAUGAAUCUUUUAGAGAGUGCCGGAUUUUCUCGAUCAAAUCCUUAUUAUAUUGUACCUCAAGGUAGAAUUACUAGUUUAACCAAUUCUAAAAAUCAUGAACGAUUGAAUUUAUUGAAAGAAGUGAGUGGAGCCAAUGUUUUCGAAAAUAAAUUGAAAGAAUCAAUGAAAGAAAUGAAUCAAUCGAAUUUGAAACGAACAAGAAUUGAUGAAACUUUGGUUAGUAUUGAAGAACGAUUAAAAGAUUUACAAAUUGAAAGUUCUGAUUUGAAAAAUUUCCAAAAAUUAGAUAAAUUGAAAAAAAUUUUAGAAUUUAAUAUUUUCGAUAGAGAAUAUAAUGAAUUAAAUGAAUCAUUGGAAGAAUUAGAAGAAAAACAUCAAUCAAUAUUACAAGAAAGUAAACAAGAUUUAAUUGAAUUAGAAAAACGAGAAAAAUUAUGUGUUGAAUUACAAGAUUCAAUUAAUGAAUUGAAAAUUUCUGCCAAAGUUUUGAAAUUAGAAAAAGAACAAUCUGAUUUAGAUUGUGAUCAAUUAUUGAAAAUUAUUGCUGAAAAAGAGAUCAAAUUACGAGAAUUGUCAUUAAAUAAUGAAUUAUCUAAAGAACAAUACAUUCAUAUUAAUGAACAAAUUGAUAAUCUUCAAUUGGAAAUACAUCAACAUAAACAAGAAAUUUCUCAUUAUAAACCGGAACUAAACAAAUUACAACAAGAAGAAUCAAAUUUAAAACAACAGUUAUUGGAGAUAAGUUCAAAACAAAGAGCAUUAUACUCUAAGCAAAAUAGAUUUCUGAAAUUUAUCAAUAAAAAAGAUCGUGAUUCAUGGUUGAAUAAUGAAAUUGCAAAAUUGAAACGACAAAUCAUUGAUAAAGAUCAAGAAAUGCGUCAUAUUUCCAAUGAAGUGAAAACUAGAGAAUCUAGUUUAGAAGAAUUAUCGGAAUCAAUAAAAAAAUUAAACGAUUCCUUAAAUGAUGAAGAACAUAUCAAAACCCUUGCUAAUUUGAAAACAACUAUUAAUGAUUCAAAACAACAAAUCACUCAGUUGGUGGAUCAAAGAAAAGUUUUGUGGCGUGAUGAAAUUAGAUUGAAAAGUGUUCAUGAUUCAUUAACCAAUGAUUUGACCAAUGCCACUAAUGUAGUUAAUCAAACUAUGGAUAGAGCUCAAGCUCAAGGUAUUGCUGCAGUAAAACAAAUAGCUCAACGAUUGAAUUUAUCUGAUCGUGUGUAUGGAACUGUUGCUGAAUUGUUUAAUGUUAAUGACAAGUAUAAAACAGCAGCAGAAGUCAUUGCUGGUAAUUCUUUAUUUCAUAUUGUUGUUGAUACUGAUGUCACUGCUGCUACGAUAAUGGAAGAAUUAAUUCGUAAUAAAUCCGGUAGAGUGACAUUUGUUCCAUUGAAUCGUAUUGAUAAUAUUGAAAUUGAAUAUCCUGAUUCUCAUGAAAAUCAAUGUCUUCCAUUAAUAAAGAAAUUGAAAUAUAAUGAACAAGUUUACAAGGCCAUCAAACAUAUUUUUGGUAAAACUCUUGUUGUUAGUGAAUUACUGAAAGGUGGUGAAUUAUCUCGUAAAUAUAAAUUGAGUUGUAUCACAUUAGAUGGUGAUAGAGUUGAUACUAGAGGGGUUUUAUCAGGAGGGUAUCGUGAUUAUAAAAAUUCUCGUAUUGAUGCCCUUAAAAUCCAAGCAAGAAAGAAACAAGAAUUAGAGAAAACUAAUAGAGAGUUAAUAAAAGUGACAGAAGAAAUUGAAUCAAUAAAUUCUCGAUUAAAUAAAUUGAAUAAUGAAUUACAAUUGAAUGUUCGAGAUUUAGAUCGAUUAUCAGUUAGUAAAGAACCAAUUAAAAUUGAAUUAUCUCAAUUGAAUAAUAAAAAAUUCAAUUUAGAUCAAGAAAUAUCAUCAUUAAAAUCUAAUUUACAUAAUUUACAAAACACAAAAAAUUCAAUUAAAGUGAAUUUGAAACAAUAUGAAUUGGAAUUGAAUAGUGAAUUCACUCAAGUUUUAACUGAAAAAGAACAAAAUGAAUUAGAUGAAUUAUCUAAAUUGGCCAUUGAAUUAGAAUCUAAGUUAGAUAAUAUAGUUACUAGAUCAUCAGAAUUGGAUACUAAGAUUUCAGGAAUAGAAAGUGAAGUGAUUAAUAAUUUACAACCGAAAUUAAACAAAUAUCGUCAACAACAACAACAACAACAAAAACAGCAACAACAACACGAGCAAAAAAAUUUUAAUAGCAAGACCACCAAUUUAGAAUAUGAAGAAUUACAACAAGAAUUAGAAAGUUUACAUAUUCAAUUAGAUACUAGUCAACUGCGUAAUUUACAAAUUGUUGAAAAUUUAACUAAAAUCAAUGAAGAAAUCAAUAAUUGUGAACAAGAAUUAAUUCGAGCUAAUAAUCAACAAAUUAAAAUCAUUAAAAAUAUUGAAAAAUUUCUGAAACAAACUAAUAAUCUUUUAAAUCAAAAACUGAUUAAAUUACAAAUGAAAGAUGAUGCUAAUCAAAAAAUUCGACAAUUGGGAGUUUUACCUGAAGAAGCAUUUCAAUCAAAUAAAUAUGAUCAAUAUAAUUCAAAUCAAUUACUUUAUAAAUUAAAUGAUAUUAAUCAAGAAUUAACAAAAUAUUCUCAUAUAAAUAAAAAAGCUAUUGAACAAUUUAAUUUAUUUAAUAAACAAAAAGAAGAUUUAUUAAUAAGAAGAAUUGAUUUAAAUAAUUCUAAAUCAUCAAUUGAAAAUUUAAUUAUUAAUUUACAACAACAAAAAAAUAAUGCUAUUAAAAAAUCUUUUAAUCAAGUUGCUAAAUCUUUUAAACAAAUAUUUGAAAAAUUAGUACCUCGAGGUACAGGUAAUUUAAUUAUGCAAAAGAAAAAUGAUAACCCUGAUUCUGAUAAUAAUUCUGAUGAUGAUAUAGAUAAUUAUUCAGGAGUGGCUAUAUCAGUAUCAUUUAAUUCUAAAAAUGAUGAACAACAAAGAAUUGAACAAUUAUCAGGUGGUCAAAAAUCAUUAUGUGCCAUUGCAUUAAUUUUUGCUAUACAAAAUUGUGAUCCAGCUCCAUUUUAUUUAUUUGAUGAAAUUGAUUCAAAUCUUGAUACUCAAUAUCGUAUUAGUGUGGCUAAAUUGAUUUAUCAAUUAUCAAGAAAUAAUACCAAUAACAAUGACAAUGAAGGAAGAAAUCAAGGGGCACAAUUUAUUUGUACUACUUUUAGACCUGAAUUAUUACAAUUGAGUGGUGAUAAAUUUUAUGGAGUAACAUUUAGUAAUAAAGUUAGUUCAGUUAAUGAGAUCAAUAAAGAAGAAGCAAUGUCAUUUGUUGAAGGUCAACAACAACAACAACAACAACUACAGCAACAACAGCAGGUGUAG